CUUCCUUUCAAGCACCUGUCUGAGAUUGCAAGACCUGAAUGAGCAUGACGCCGACGUUUCUACUCUGCACAGUCGUGUUGAUGUGUGUCCAAGUUACACAUGCACAGUUCACGCAACUUAACUCGACGCGCUGUUAUUACUGGAGCAACUGGGGCUCCUUAUCAACUUUGACCUCCUGUGACGCCACCUGUGGGGCUGGGGUUCAACAGCGGCAGAGAACUCGUGCCUGUCUGCGGCCUGCGUACCGCCCACCACCCGGCAGUCGCUUUCAGGAAGUCGAGCAGGAGUCGACCACGUGCAACUCGGGAAUCGCGUGCACAGGAACUAUAGGAACAUGGGCCUCGUGGACAGCGGGCACCUGCUCCCAGUUCUGUGGUCAAGGGACACUCCACUCCACUCGGACACGGCCCUGUACACCCACUGGACUCUGCGAUGAACCCCUGACGGAAACGAGGACCGAGAUAUGUAACGGCCAAGGGGGUCACUGUUUCAAACCUUGCUCCCACUACCAAACCUUCAUCUACACAUUCGGCAACCCCAUCAGCCACGUGUGUUUGCGGGGGAUGUACCAGCAGGUCAGCUGCCCCUCCCAGCCCGGAGCUCUCCUCAACACGUGCGGGGCGGACUAUGUCAAGUGUCAGGUCUACCGACUGGUAGAGCGAUACUGCUUCAGACCCGCGUUCAAGUACAGUCAAUGGGGGUAGAGUUAUCUGCCCUGCGGCCUGUUCUUUCAAGCGAUUGUAGAGAAGGGACAUUUUACUGGCCAAUCCAACUUAAGUAAAACAGCUUAUAAACAACAGUCAGUUAUAUACAAAACAAUGUUCUGUGCUAAGUUAGACUAUGUGAGAUUGAGGUGAUGACGUCACUUCCGCAACGAGGAAACAACAAUCGUGUUUCUUUAUCAUGGUUCAGCCAAACAAAGUGUUAGUUUUUUCUCAUUUCAGUUUUAUCUUGUUUAUGUGUUUGAAGGUACAUUAUAGGCUAACACACCAACAGUUGAAUGAGAACAAUUGAUUCCCAGCUUCAUAAUAUGGAACCAAUGAUACUUCUUAAUUAUAAAGUCUUCUGUUCAGGAGUGAUAAUUCUCUUUGUAUCUAAACACGAGACAGCAUUCAUGCAUUGCUUACUUACAGUAAGAUCAGGGUUUCUUAGCUGUUUUACUUUGCCAGACCUCUCAGUCGUCUUAACACAUGGAUCGUAUCUUCAAGUCAUUCUUCAAAGAGAUUCCUGGUAGGCCUGGUAACGUCCGAUGGAAACCAGGAUGUGACGACGAUACACAAAUCUAGUAAUAGUUGUUUCUCUGUAUAUUAUUAUUAUUAUGAUGAUGAUGAUGAUGUUUAAUGGUGGUGUGUAUAAUAAAUGUGUACUU
Molecule: messenger RNA, 1369 nt
Organism: Haliotis rufescens (red abalone)
Lineage: Eukaryota; Metazoa; Mollusca; Gastropoda; Lepetellida; Haliotidae
Product: A disintegrin and metalloproteinase with thrombospondin motifs adt-1-like
Exons: 5
Coding region: 39-704 (221 amino acids)
Source: RefSeq, a predicted model, not a curated record